UUUGGAUCAUCUAAAACUGGUCCAAUUUCUGUCAAAUAAAACACUAUAAUGACGAAGCUGAACUAUAAUGAUUACAUAUAAUAAAUUCAACAAGAAUUAUAUUUCUUUUUCAAGUCGAUUGAUUGUCAUAGAGUAAAGAGCAAGAUGUAGAGUUUAUAACAUAGACUUUAUCACUAGCUUUGGAACUAACUGUAAAAUAAAGAUGGAAAUAAAGUAUACAGAACCCACGACAAAAUUAAAUACAAUCUUUACCGAAAUACUUAUAGUAUGUAAAUAUAAUUGCAUGUUAUAUUUUUCUUAAGUGCUAUAAUUAAAAAACAAAUAGUAAAUUGUAUGGCAUUUUUGUAUAGUAUACAGGAUUAAAAUUAUAAUAUUAAUUUGAAUAUAAUUCGCAACAUUAUAAUGUGAUGUAUUCACGUGUUAAAUAACUUUUGGAGUCUUGAAAAUGUGCAUUAUAUUCAAUACUAGCUGCGCCCCGCGGUUUCACCCGCAUUGCUCCGCUCCUGUUGGUCUUAGCGCGAAUCCGAUUCAGACCAGUAGUUCCUGAGAUAAGCGCGUUCAAACAAACAAACUCUUCAGCUUUAUUAUAUUAGUGUAGAUUCUGUGAAACAAAAAAAAAAUGCUUGUUAUAUAAACUGGAUAAAUCAGUGUCUCAAUACUUACUAUUCCAAUGAUUCUCCAUAUAAAGGAUGGAGGUCGGAUAAGGAACUUAAUUUAAUCAAAAGUUUAAUUACACUUGGCAAUUGUAAUAAAAAUAUGCAAUUUAUGUCAUAAUUGAACUAACAUAACCAAGGUAUGAUUAAUGAUAUCAACUGCGGUCUGCGAGUAAUAUAAAAAUUUAUGUCGUAACAAUCUGGUACUGUAAACAUAGUAAUUGUAUUCUAUUACAACAAACCUUAGACACACUCAAACUGACUCAAAAAAAAAUUCAUCCAAUUUGUCUUCUUCACAAUAAAACGAAAGAUAGUGCUAUCAUUCCACAUCCUGUAUAUUGUUUGUAAUUAACUCAUCAAUUACGCUAAUAGCUUAAUUACAGCCCUUUAUUACAUCAGUUAAACACUUUAUUUAACGUUCACUACUUCAUACAAGAUGGAUACCGAACCUACGUUAAACAAUCUUCUGAAAAAACUUAACUCAAUAUAUUUUGUUCUAGGUCUUUCAUAUGAUAGUGUUAAGGCUACGCGAAAAGAGAAACUAAUACAACGAUUUAUAUAUAUUUUGAACUUUUUUUGGCUUAAUUCUGAUGUACUAGGGGCUGUGUGCUGGUUUAUAAAUGGAGUUUUAAACGGAAAAUCCUUUGUAGAACUCACGUAUGUCGCUCCUUGCGUUACAUUCAGUUUCUUUGCGAAUAUCAAAGCAUAUACUUUAAUACAUUAUGAAGCUUUUGUAAGCGAAUUAAUAAACUCACUGAGGUCGUUAGAAGAGAUAGAAAAUACAAGAGCGAGAACGAAGGAAAGAGAUGAAAUUAUUGGUAAAGAUGUAAAAUUCUUGAACGCAGUGAUAAAUGUAUCGAAUAUUCUUAAUUUUGGGCUCAUUAUAACAUUUUUUACGAGUCCUUUGAUUCUGAUCGUUGUGAAGUAUUUGAAGACGAAUCAUUGGGAUCUUUUGCUCCCGUUUUUGAUUAUUUAUCCCUUUGAUUCUCAUGACAUAAAAUAUUGGCCGUUUGUGUACUUACAUCAGCUGUGGUCAGAGUCCAUAGUAGUCUUAAACAUUUGUAGCACAGAUUAUCUUCUCUACAUUUGCUGUAUGUUCAUACGAGUACAAUUCCGACUCUUACAAUACGAUUUUAAAAGAAUUAUGGAAGAUAAUAAUGUUCUUUUCAACAAUGAAGCAUUUACAAGAGAGUUUGUAGAACUCGUGAAAUGGCAUCAGGAAUUAAUACGGUUAUCAGCAAUAUUGGAGAAAGUGUACGCAAAGUCGACUCUAUUCAAUUUUGUGGCGAGCUCCAUUCUUCUGUGUCUGACUGGAUUUAAUGUUAUGGCCAUGGAAGAUAAGACUCUGGCGUGCACUUUUCUAGUGUUCCUGUCAGCGAGCUUGCUGCAAAUAUUCUUCGUGUGUUUCUUCGGGGAUUUGCUUAUGAAAUCUAGCACAGAUGUCAGCUACGCGAUAUAUGAGAGCAAAUGGUACCUGGCUAACUCAUCGGCUGAAAAGAAUUUACACAUCGUACAAACAAGAGCUCAGAAGCCUUGCAAGUUAACGGCGUUUGGUUUUGCUGACGUCAAUUUAAGAGCUUUUAUGAGCAUUUUAAGCACAGCCUGGUCGUAUUUUGCUCUACUGAAGACACUAUACAAUCCAAAUAAAGCUUAA
Colias croceus (clouded yellow) is the source of this 2307-nucleotide messenger RNA. Its product is annotated as putative odorant receptor 92a. NCBI's taxonomy places the organism in Eukaryota, Metazoa, Arthropoda, Insecta, Lepidoptera, Pieridae. Bases 1090 to 2307 code for a protein of 405 amino acids. The record is from RefSeq and is a predicted model, not a curated record. Gene Ontology annotation, molecular function: olfactory receptor activity; odorant binding. Gene Ontology annotation, biological process: detection of chemical stimulus involved in sensory perception of smell; sensory perception of smell. Gene Ontology annotation, cellular component: plasma membrane. The transcript has 8 exons.